GCAGCGCCGUUCUUUGUUGUCACGGUCCAAAUUUAUCCCGGAAUAAGGGCAGCACGCAUGUGCCAUGAACCCGGAUGUAUCAGGACUUGUUUGAAUAAAGAACAAAAGCAUCGGGCUGAAAAUGUAUGAUCGAGAUUGUUAUUAGAAAGUAAGGGAAUCUGGUUCCAGUCGGGGUAAAGUACCAGCCUUCGUUUUAGAUGAUUGAUUACAGCAAAUCACACGUUGGAGUUUUACUGUUUUAAUGCAUUUGCUUUUAGUCAUAUAAACGCGGCACCAUACCAAUGCGUGAACAUACUUGCAGCAGUCUAUAAACAUACCACUGUAGCUUUAGUUGUAGUGCUGCAAUGCAUUUGAUUCACGUCUAUGGUAAAAAGUACGAACGCGGCAGCAACUGGUCCGAGCCAGAGGUGCUGGAGCUGCUGCAGAUCUGGUCAGACGUGCCGGUCCAAACCGAGCUAGUGACCUGCCUCCGAAACCAGCAUGUGUUCAACCGAAUCGCCAGCACUCUGCGGCAGAAGGGCAUCAAUCGGACCGGGGAUCAAUGCAGGGAGAAGAUCAAAAAGUUGAAGCUGGAGUACAAGCAGAAGACUUUGAGAUCCGCGAGGUAUUACGAGCUGAUGGAAAGGGCGCAGAGCAACCGAUCCGCCGCAACCUCCGGUUCGACUUUGCCUUUAUGGGGCGGGACGGUACCAAACCAGGCAACCGGAAUGCAGGGGUCAGAGGCGCCGGGUCACCCGCCCAGAGCAGGUGAAAUUCUGGAGAUCAAGACGGAGGUGAUGAGCUCGGAUGAUGAAGCGGUGGGCCCGCCUGAGAUGCUCUAUGAGUUCGGACCUGUUGAUGAGGAUGAUGAAGCAGGCGCUGCUGAACACAAACAUGCGGGUCCAAACACAGAGGAGAACACUGAGAUGGACGGAGAGCAGGGAAACACGCAUGUCAUCUGUUCCCCAUCAGAUUGCAGUGACCAGAACAUGACCGGCUCCUCCGGUGCGGGUGUAUCCCCGGCAACAGCUCCCAUUGUGAUGAGAGACGGAGGUAGCCAUGGCGACCAAGAAGGGGGUUCCGGAUCGUUCCAUCAGAGGAAGCGUCGGCGAGUGGGACGUGGGGGCGAUGGGGUGUUAUCGAAUGCCUUGGCUGGAUAUCUAAGCUGGCAGCAGACAGCAGAAGAGCGUUUCCUGGCUCUGGAGGAGGCCCGGAUGCGACAGGAGGCGCGGGCCGAGGAGCGGAGGGAGCAGCAGGAGGAGAGACGAGCGAAGCAGGAGAGAGAUCAUGAGUUUCGUCUCAUGUCCAUGUUGACCAAAGUCCUGAGUUCAUCACGUGGGACGGAAGACCCAAGUGCCUCCACCAGCAGGGAAACACUCCCGGUGCCUAGCACCUCACAAACCUUGUUCCCCUAUUUGUUACCCAGCAGUGCCAAAGCUGUACCCAGCAUGCUUUGGGGUGACCAGACAGCCCAGUACAGCCCGUACCUGUCCCGCCGUGGCAAUAGCAUGCGGCUGCACCAGGGAAUCCUGCAGGAAGGCUACAAUCAGUAUCGCGCCAACGAGCACGACGAGAAUUCAAACCCUCAUGGAAUUAUAAACUUAGGAACCAGUGAAAACAAGCUGUGCUUUGACCUCCUGCAGAAAAGACUGAUGCGACCUGACAUGGUUCACAUCGAACCUGCUUUCUUACAAUACCCCGACUGGAAAGGCCACAGUUUCCUUCGAGAGGAAGUUGCUAAGUUCCUGUCAGACUACUGCCAUUCUCCCAAACCGCUGAAACCAGAGAACGUCGUUGUUAUGAACGGUUGUGGGUCUCUGUUCUCCGCUUUGGCAGCUACGCUCUGUGACCCAGAAGAUGCCAUUCUCAUCCCGUCACCCUUCUAUGGUGUGAUAACGGAGGAUGUGGGCUUGUACAGCAGUGUUAUACUACACCAUGUGCCACUUUACAGUCAGCCCACAGGAAGUGAUGUCAGACCGUUCCAGCUAACUGUUGAGAAAUUGGAGAACUCUCUUAAAGAGGCCAAAAAAGAGGGAUUGAACAUCAAAGCCCUUAUUCUUUUAAACCCCCACAAUCCACUGGGAGAAGUGUACUCGUCUGAAGAGAUGAUCAGCUUUCUAGAGUUUGCCAAAAUGCACAAGCUUCAUGUGAUCGUGGAUGAGAUUUACAUGCUCUCCGUGUUCAACGAGACAGACACGUUUCGCAGUGUUCUCAGCUUGGAUGGGUUGCCAGAUCCCCAAAGAACUCACAUUAUGUGGGGCGUCAGUAAGGACUUCGCUAUGGCAGGAAUGCGAGUUGGCAUGGUCUACUCUGAGAAUAGAGAUUUGGUUCAGGCCCUGGAUCAGCUGGGCUGCUUCCACGGAGUCCCAGGACCCACACAGUACCAGAUGGCUCAGCUUCUCAGAGACAGAGACUGGCUGAACAGCAAGUUCCUUCCAGAAAACAGACACAGGCUAAGAGAGGCACAUGGCUUCAUGACAGAAGAGCUGAAGAAACUGGACAUACCUUUCCUGCACAGGAGUGCAGGUUUCUUCAUCUGGGCAGACUUGAGCAAAUAUCUGAAUGAGAAGACGUUUGCGGAGGAGCUGUCUCUGUGGAGGUGUUUCCUCAAGCACAAGGUUCUGCUGAGCUGCGGUCAGGCCUUCAGCUGUGUGUCUCCAGGCUGGUUCAGAAUCAUCUUCACUGAUCAACUGCAAAAACUAAAGCUAGGUGUGCAGAGGAUUAAAAAUGCAUUAGAAGAACUUCAGGGCUCUUCAGUGCUUGAGACACAGCGGACAACAAGUGACGGACAGGAUGACAGCCAUGGGACAGCGAGGAGGGAAGACACUAAGAAAAUAUAUGGGUGCAAAGACCUGACACUCAAGACUUCAAGCGCUCAAACCAGACUUGACACAGUACACAUUAAGACAGAGCCCAUCUCAUUGGCUGAUGAGAACUUUGCAGUUCUUAACGGCCAAUCCGACAUGCGCGCAGAGAGUCUGGACUCUCUGAUUGGUACUCUGCGACAGCAGAUCCACACGUCUGAUUGGCUGGAGAAGCACAAGCCUGAGCUAGCUGCUGGACAGGACCCAACACAAUUGGAUGUUUUCACAGACCUGCUCGAAAAAGCCAGGAAAUAGAGUAACAGUUGAUAGAAACAAGUUUGUGCAACGCAACUGUCAAAUACAUUUUUUUAUGAAAGAUACUUUCACCUUAUGUACAGUUUAAAGGCAAACUCUGCUAAUUGCAGAAACAACACAGUGGCGAUCCCUGCAAUUAGGGAUUGAAACAAUUAUGGAGAGUCACCACAGCAGUAUAUGAAAAUGUUGUUAUUGUUGGAUGUUUUUGUACUUUAAUUAUUACCCUGGCCGUCACAGUAAUUGGAGACUGCCCCUUUAAUUGCACUCGUAUCAAAUUCUAAGCAUCCAAUCUAUUGUCUUUGAGUUGAUUUAAAGGGGUCUUAUUGAGAGGAAUCAGUUUCUUUUAAAAUUAGAAUUUUGUAUAAUGGAAAUAUAUUAUAUCUUUCAGAACCUAAAAUUUGCUUCUCCUUGCAAUUUCCUGCAAAAAAAAAAAAGCAUUUUAUUCUUAAAAUUAGUUUUUAAAUUAGACUUUUCAGUAAAAAAUCUUUAAAAAAAAAAACAAGAUGGAUUUGCUUAAGAAACUGCAUGAUAUAUCUUUAAUACAAGUAUUUUUUAUUUGAUAGUGCAGCAAGACAAAAUGCUAUUCAAGAGUCUACGACAAGUCUUCAUAUCUUAUGAAGUGUUGUUUCUCAAGUAAAUUGAUCUAGUUUUAAGUCUUUUUAGAUUUUACUUAAAAGACUAAUUAAAUACUCAUUAAGAAGCAUUUUUUGCAGUGUUUCUAACCGUGUGUAGUGCCUACAACGCUGCACGUCCUUCCAAAGGAUCCCACCAUUAGAAACGAGAGGCAGAUGUUCAUUUUGAACAAGAUCCCUGAUCAUUUCAGUCAGAUCUUAACAGUUUGAGUGGCAGAAAUCAGUUUCAGCUUUGAAAAGAGACUUUUAUUGAAGAAUAACUUUAUUGACCACCCGUGUGUAAAUGCAAAGUCCUGGUGCUUGUUUUUAUAUGAAAGUCUUGAAGGCAAAGCACCAGACAGACCUUUUAAUAUUUCAGAGAGAGUGUAAAAUGUUUUUUUUUUUUUUUUUUCUGUAAAUGACUGUUUUUGGCACACAAAAAAAAUUAUAGAAAAUUACUAACAUUACACUGUAAACCUCAGGGGAAAAAUUAUGUAUGAUAUGACCCCUCUAAAUUGAUUUUAAAUAAUUUUAAGAUUUUGUUGGGGGAAAAAAGGUUUUAAUUGACUUGGCUGUCAGUUUCAGGAUAAAAGUGGAUGUUUUUAUUUACUUUUUGACACAUCUUAUCUUUACAAGAUGAAUUUGUUCCAAAAAUGCCUUUUUUGACACCAUGGUUGCUUAUCAGUUUUCAGCUUCCAAGGAGAAUGCCUUGUUUCAGAUCUUCAUUGGUGUUAAAUGGUUUAAGGGCUCCUGACUGAACGAAUGAAUAAAUUGUCAAUUAAAAUGUUUUAUGCUGAAUUAUA
Messenger RNA from Onychostoma macrolepis, 4512 nucleotides. It is a transcript of the gene accs, whose product is annotated as 1-aminocyclopropane-1-carboxylate synthase homolog (Arabidopsis)(non-functional). Lineage: Eukaryota; Metazoa; Chordata; Actinopteri; Cypriniformes; Cyprinidae. The coding region runs from base 345 to 3098 and encodes 917 amino acids. The transcript is spliced from 15 exons. Gene Ontology annotation, molecular function: transaminase activity; pyridoxal phosphate binding. Gene Ontology annotation, biological process: biosynthetic process; amino acid metabolic process. The record is from RefSeq and is a predicted model, not a curated record.